Messenger RNA from Coccidioides immitis RS, 435 nucleotides. RefSeq lists its product as uncharacterized. The record is from RefSeq and is a predicted model, not a curated record. NCBI's taxonomy places the organism in Eukaryota, Fungi, Ascomycota, Eurotiomycetes, Onygenales, Onygenaceae. The transcript is spliced from 3 exons. Bases 1 to 435 code for a protein of 144 amino acids.
AUGCGCCUAUUGACGAGUGCCGAGGCAGCAUCUGACCCGAUGUGCGGUGCAGUCAGGAACCCCCGGCGCGGAUUCGUUCCAAAACUUAUGUUUGAAGCCAGUGCCCAAAAAGGAAAAAAGGGAAAGGAAAAGGUCCUGGCACCAAUGGCUCAAAAAGGGAUGCAGAGAACCGCACGCAAGGGCGAAAAGCCUGAGCUUGGGUUGGAGACCACCAGAACAGUCACGAGAGGCUUAAUGUUCAUGAUGGCUCUAUUAGCAGGCCAUGAACCAUGGGACUGCUCCUUCAGCUUUCCAGCGCUAUUGUGCAUGUACAGCCUGGAAACGCACGCAUGGGGUGUUGUCAAUUUUGGAAACCCAGAACAAUCGUAUGCACAACACGACAUUCCUGCCAAGGACUUACGAGUGAGCUAUGAACAGCAUCAACAGAAACUUUGA